GCUAGGCGGCUGGGUGUGGGCCGGGUUUGGGGUAGACAUCCGAGAGUUUAAAGGGCCGGGGUCAGUUGAUCGACUCCAACCCGCGUCCUGGGGGCCAGGGUCGUGACCGCCGCGAGGGAGAGAUGAUUGAAGAGGGACCCGGUAUAGUGCCCUUGGGCAAACCCAGGACACCGCGAAUGCUGCGAUUAUGGGGAAUCUGUAGGGUUCAGAUAUUUUCCGCGAUCUUCCUGCUGCUGUUGUCUCCUGCAGGAGUCGGGGCCGGAGCAGAGGAUGACUUCAAUCUGGUUCAUCCACUUGUGACCAUGGAGCAACUGCUGUGGGUGAGUGGGAAGCAGAUCGGCUCCGUGGACACCUUCCGAAUCCCUCUCAUCACCACCACUCCUCGGGGCACUCUCCUCGCCUUUGCUGAAGCCAGAAAAAUGUCCACAUCGGAUAAAGGAGCUAAAUUCAUAGCUCUGCGGAGGUCUAUGGACCAGGGCAGCACAUGGUCUCCAACAGCUUUCAUUGUGGAUGAUGGGGAGACCCCAGAUGGGCUGAACUUGGGGGCAGUGGUGAGCGACACGACGACAGGCGUGGUCUUCCUUUUCUAUUCCCUCUGUGCUCAUAAGGCUGGCUGCCAGGUGGCCUCUACCAUGCUGGUGUGGAGCAAGGAUGACGGUGUUUCCUGGAGCUCGCCACGGAACCUCUCCCUGGAUAUAGGCACCGAGAUGUUCGCCCCAGGACCGGGCUCUGGCAUUCAGAAACAGCGGGAGCCUCGGAAGGGCCGGCUCAUCGUGUGUGGACACGGGACGCUGGAGCGCGACGGGGUGUUCUGCCUGCUCAGCGAUGACCACGGCGUCUCCUGGCGCUAUGGAGGUGGGGUCAGCGGCAUCCCCUAUGGCCAGCCCAAGCGGGAAAACGACUUCAACCCUGACGAGUGCCAGCCCUACGAGCUCCCCGACGGCUCAGUUGUCAUCAACGCGCGGAACCAAAACAACUACCACUGCCAUUGCCGCAUCAUCCUCCGCAGCUACGACGCCUGUGACACCCUGAGGCCUCGGGAUGUGACCUUUGACACGGAGCUCGUGGACCCUGUGGUAGCUGCAGGGGCUGUAGCCACCAGCUCUGGCAUUGUCUUCUUCUCCAACCCAGCCCAUCCAGAGUUCCGAGUGAACCUGACCCUGCGCUGGAGCUUCAGCAAUGGUACCUCCUGGAGGAAGGAGACGGUCCAGCUGUGGCCGGGGCCCAGUGGCUACUCAUCGCUGACCGCCCUGGAGGGCAGCGUGGGUGGGAAGGACCAGGCCCCACAACUCUACGUCCUGUAUGAGAAAGGCCGGAACCAGUACAUGGAGAGCAUCUCUCUGGUCAAAGUCAGCGUCUACGGAACACUGUGAACUGUGCACCUCCCAUGGGGGCAGAGGGCCCUGAACUGAGCCUCAGGACCGUGGGUCUGCUGGAGGAGCCUAGAGGACUGUUCAACCUUCCUUUCAACUCUAGCCUUUUGCAAAAUCAACUUAUCUUUGACAGGGAGAUCAUUCCUUUAAGACUAAAAACCUGGCUUCUCCCACCCAGGAGGAGCUGCCCGUACCUGGGAGCUCUUCCCUUCCCCAUUGUGCACUCCCUGCCCUUUCUGCCCUCCUGGGACAAUGACUGGUCCUUUUCUUGGGCAGGGCUAGGUGGGCCUGUAGCAUUAAAUAAAUGUGAACUCAGGGAACUGGGGAAGACUUACCUCUUUGGGGUAAAAUACUGGUUUUGGAGAGGGUUGGUGAAAGCUCUAGGAGGGCAGGACAUUUGGCUUCAAGAAAGGAUGAGGGGCACCAUGCACUUUGACUAUUUAUGAAUCAAAAUGUUUAUAACAACAUUU
Budorcas taxicolor (takin) is the source of this 1843-nucleotide messenger RNA. RefSeq names its product neuraminidase 1 (gene NEU1). Gene Ontology annotation, biological process: oligosaccharide catabolic process; ganglioside catabolic process. Lineage: Eukaryota; Metazoa; Chordata; Mammalia; Artiodactyla; Bovidae. Gene Ontology annotation, molecular function: exo-alpha-sialidase activity. The record is from RefSeq and is a predicted model, not a curated record. The coding region runs from base 123 to 1373 and encodes 416 amino acids. Gene Ontology annotation, cellular component: lysosome; cytoplasm; membrane. The transcript is spliced from 6 exons.